AAAUUAUGCGGACAAAUAAAGCCAGUAUUGAAGCCUUCACUGAAAAUGAACCGGAGCAAAACAGUUAUGGAUUAGUUGGUACAAUCAUAUUAAUAGUAUCGCUGAUAUGUAUCGCCUGUACUCUACCGAUCAGUCUAUUUAUAUGCCUUAAGGUUGUCCAAGAGUAUGAAAGAGCAGUCAUAUUCAGAUUAGGUCGUUUGGUUGAUGGGGGUGCUAAAGGACCUGGAUUGUUUUUUAUUGUACCAUGUGUUGACUCGUACACUGUUGUCGAUUUGAGAACCAUUACAUUUGAUGUACCCCCACAAGAGGUAUUGACUAAAGACUCGGUGACUGUCAGUGUUGAUGCCGUAGUAUAUUAUCGUAUAUGGUUGCCAACAAUUGCCAUCGCAAACGUUCAGGAUUACGGUAAAUCUACCCGAUUGUUAGCGGCGGCCACUUUGCGCAAUAUAUUGGGCACCAAAACAUUGGCCGAUAUAUUAAGUGAACGGGAAAAUAUCAGUACAGGUGUACGCAAACUACUAGAAAGUGCUACCAAAUCAUGGGGUGUUCAAGUGGAAAGGGUUGAAAUUAAAGAUGUCCGAUUACCGGCUAAUCUUCAGCGAUCAAUGGCUGCCGAAGCAGAAGCGGGACGGGAGGCAAAAGCUAAGAUCGUUGCGGCAGAAGGCGAACAAAAAGCCUCGUUUGCAUUGAGAAACGCCUCACAGAUCCUCGAUUCAGACCCGACGGCACUACAGCUUCGGUAUUUGCAGACACUGACCAACAAUGCGGCCGAAAGAGACUCAACUAUUUUGUUUCCCAUACCUAUUAAUAUGUUUGAAAAUUUUGGACACCCGCUCAUUGAUUUUGAUAAAAUUUAA
Molecule: messenger RNA, 857 nt
Organism: Oppia nitens
Lineage: Eukaryota; Metazoa; Arthropoda; Arachnida; Sarcoptiformes; Oppiidae
Product: band 7 protein AGAP004871-like
Exons: 12
Coding region: 6-857 (283 amino acids)
Cellular component (GO): plasma membrane
Source: RefSeq, a predicted model, not a curated record